UAUAUAUAGGUUUCCCUUAGCUCCUAAUUUCAUCACCCCCACCACCCAAAAUAUUUUUGAGCUUUUUAGAAAUAGAGAGGGAGAGAGAAAUGGAAGGCUCAUCUUCUAAAAUCUUUAUGGCAUCCCUUUUCAUGCUACUUGCCAUUAGUUCAUGCAUAAACCCUAGCUUUGCAGCUUCGGCUAACCAGUUAAGCACUGAGUUCAUUAGAACAUCUUGCAGAUCAACAACCUACCCAAGACUUUGCUUCAGCUCUCUCUCGGUUCAUGCAAAUUCAAUCCAAACAAGCCCUCAACUUCUAGCCAGCACAGCCCUCAAUGUGACUCUGUUCUCCGCUCAAUCAACCUCUACCGCGAUGGCGAGGAUCUCAAGAACCAAAGGGAUGAGUCCUAAAGUGGUUUCCGCCAUGAAGGACUGCGUGGAGGAGUUGAUAGAUUCGGUGGACGAACUUCGCAAGUCCAUGGGCGAGAUGAACAACUUUAAGGGCGGCUUUAAUUUUCUGCUCAUGAUAAACGACAUACAAACUUGGGUUAGUGCGGCUUUAACGGAUGAAAGUACGUGCAGUGAUGGCUUUGCAGGGAAUGCCAUGAAUGGGAACGUGAAGACCCUUGUGCGGGGAAGGAUCGUGAACGUGGCACAACUCACUAGCAAUGCCUUGGCUUUGAUCAAUCAAUAUGCCGCUCUCCAUGGUUAAUUAAUUAGCUUAAUUCUAGUGAGAUUAUCGUACUAUUAUAUAGUUGUGUACUAUAAUCAGAAGAAACAAUAGUGUGGAUAUUGCCUCUGCGGCAUCAUAUUUGUAGUUGUAGUUUUGUGUAUGAAGUUGGUGUAUCUUAUAUAUUAUAUGCUGGAUGGAGCUAAGCUCUUAAA
Messenger RNA from Juglans microcarpa x Juglans regia, 865 nucleotides. RefSeq names its product 21 kDa protein-like. The transcript has a single exon. Bases 90 to 692 code for a protein of 200 amino acids. Gene Ontology annotation, biological process: negative regulation of catalytic activity. The record is from RefSeq and is a predicted model, not a curated record. Gene Ontology annotation, molecular function: enzyme inhibitor activity. Lineage: Eukaryota; Viridiplantae; Streptophyta; Magnoliopsida; Fagales; Juglandaceae.